Melanotaenia boesemani (Boeseman's rainbowfish) is the source of this 2203-nucleotide messenger RNA. RefSeq names its product interferon regulatory factor 2 binding protein 2b (gene irf2bp2b). The transcript is spliced from 2 exons. Bases 271 to 1794 code for a protein of 507 amino acids. Gene Ontology annotation, biological process: regulation of transcription by RNA polymerase II. The record is from RefSeq and is a predicted model, not a curated record. NCBI's taxonomy places the organism in Eukaryota, Metazoa, Chordata, Actinopteri, Atheriniformes, Melanotaeniidae. Gene Ontology annotation, cellular component: nucleus. Gene Ontology annotation, molecular function: transcription corepressor activity.
AGUAAAUAGAACCCUGGAGCACGAGCCGAGUGUCGACGCUGACGUCACGGUCCUACACUGAGAGCUCGAGCUGAGUUGUAAGCGCGAGCUCAGACUGAGGCGCGCCGCCGAAACGGACACUGUAAAAAUGGUCUUCGGUUGGUAUGACUCCGCCGUCUUCUGAGGGGAAAAUAUCGCUGUCUGCUUCUCUGCUUGUGGGCUAUUUCUUCCUCGCAGCGACGUAAACAAACCAACGGACAUUUUGGAUAGUGUGCUCUUCGGGGUAACAACAUGUCCUCCGCGGCAGUCGCUGCCUCCAGAAGGCAGUCCUGCUAUUUGUGCGAUUUACCCCGCAUGCCAUGGGCAAUGAUCUGGGAUUUUACCGAGCCCGUUUGUCGUGGAUGCGUCAACUACGAGGGCGCCGAUCGGAUUGAAUUUGUAAUUGAGACAGCACGUCAGCUGAAGAGGGCACACGGCUUUCAGGAGGGCCGUUCUCCAGGCCCAGGGAAGUCCCAGCACGCCGGGAAGGAGAUGAACCACUCAACAGGGGACCCGGGCUCACGUCCGCCGCAGCCUCUGGACCGAUAUCCGCUGUCCGACCGGCCGCCCCGGUUAGGACCGGAGUACCAAGCGGGCAGGCAGACCAACGGGCUCCCCAUGCCGAACGGAUUUCCAAAACCCGAUGAACCCCCGGAGCUCAACCGCCAAAGCCCCAACCCCCGCAGGACUACUACAGUUCCUCCCAAUCUGGUGCCUUUGAUGAACGGAGGCAUACCGACCGUGCAUCCUCUAAACGGCCGCCCGGGUCAGAUGAGUCUGCCCGGGGCUCUGGUCGUGCCUGGACCUGGCGAUCACGGGAAGGAUCUGAAAGAUAAACAUAGGCCGGAGAGCCUGUUGGACAUGUCGGACAGCCAUAAGGACUGGAUGGUGAAAGGUAAAACGGUGCGGGACUUGAUGGCGCUGCACACUUUCGACAGCAGGUUUAAGAAGGACCACGCGGCCAUGCAGCGCGUGCUGGCGUACGAGGCGAGCGCCACUUCCUCUAAAACGGACAGGGUGAAGCAUGCUCGCCCUGUGAAGAGGAAGGCGUCUCCAGAACCAGACAGUGAAGGCAGCGCCCCCAAAAUGAACGGUGGUGAGGGCCAACCAUGGAUCCCCUCACCUUCCGAGGUCCUGAAGAUGCCCCAAUCUUCUCUGCCAGGCUAUUCAGCAGCCCCUCCCUCCACCAUAUCCCCCCAUUCCCGCACCACGCCCCCCGAAGCCGCCACAGCACAGAACGGCCAGUCCCCCAUGGCGGCACUCAUCCACGCCACCGACAACGCAGGCAGCACGGGCUCACCGAAGGACGGCAACCAGGUACACUCCACCACGGCGGGGGCUCGGAGGAACAGUGGUAGCCCCCUGUCUCCCUCCUCAGCCUCUCAGAGGAGACUGGCCCACAGGGAGGGGCCUGUAAGCACCAACCCUUCUGCUCCACAUGUGACGGGCGGCAUGGAUUCCCAUGUGCCGCCUCCAGCUCAGAGCAUUCCGGACUCCUCCGUGCCUCCCGGCAGCGUGCCGCUGUGCUGCACUCUGUGCCACGAGCGGCUAGAGGACACACACUUCGUCCAGUGCCCGUCAGUUCCCUCCCACAAGUUCUGCUUCCCCUGCUCCCGAGAGAGCAUCAAGCAGCAGGGCGCCACCGGCGAGGUGUACUGCCCCAGCGGCGAGCGCUGCCCGUUGGUCGGCUCCAACGUGCCCUGGGCCUUCAUGCAGGGGGAAAUAGCCACCAUCUUGGCUGGAGACAUAAAAGUGAAAAAGGAGAGGGACCCUUGAAGUGCCCACCAGCGCUUUUUCUUGAUCUGCAGGACAUAAAGUAAACAAAUCGCUCAGCUUCAGAGAAACUGAUUGACAUGUACAUAACCACAUGACAUGGACGCAAAGGAAGUGUGUACUUCGUAAACAUGGCUGUAAAAUUUUUUGAUUAUUCUUUUUCAGUACGUUGUGUUUCUAUAUUUUGAAGAUAAAGAGGUAUGUACUCUUCCCCACCUCAUUGUUUCUGUGUACCCUAGGUCUGGAGAACCCCUGUCAAACAUAGAAUGUGACUAAUUUGAGCACUUGGCUAAAAAAAUAUUAAUACAAAAAAAAAAGAAAAUAUGCUUCUAGCUGUACAUGUAUGCACUUGUUUAAGGAUUUAAAAAAAAAAAAACUUGCCAAAUACAGUUUCACAUCUUGUAAUAACACA